Daphnia pulex (common water flea) is the source of this 3028-nucleotide messenger RNA. Its product is annotated as Down syndrome cell adhesion molecule-like protein 1 homolog. Bases 356 to 1306 code for a protein of 316 amino acids. The transcript has 8 exons. The record is from RefSeq and is a predicted model, not a curated record. NCBI's taxonomy places the organism in Eukaryota, Metazoa, Arthropoda, Branchiopoda, Diplostraca, Daphniidae.
GGAGUAGAGAAAAGAGGAGUAGAGAAGCAGCCACCAGCAAGCGAAGCGUAGAAACAACGCGGGGGCUCUGAUAAUGUUCCGGGCAGAAGCAGCAGCAGCAGAAGCAUAGAGAAAGAGAAGAGGGUGCUGUAUAACGCCGACAUAGGCGACUGCAUCAACUGGGCGGCCCACGGUCCCUUCAGUAGUGUUUCACGUGUCGCACUGACGAGUCGCAUACACUCCAUCUCUGCUCGGCUCUUCUCUCUUCUCUCUCGUUUGUUUUGACUCUGUCACGCCAAGUCGAAGACGAAUUCCUUUUGAUUCUCCCAGCGCGUUCCCUCUCUCAUUCUCUCGACUCUCUCUCGUACACGUCACGAUGUUUCCCUUUUUGUGUCGGUCCAGCAGUCAGCGACGCCGUGAAUCUACAAGUUUCAACGCCGCCGCAUUGCCAGCAACCGCUCUCGUCUGCUUCCUCUUCAUCGGGUGUGGCUGGCAUGACGGCGUCGACGGGCUAAAGCUACUGCAAGUGCAAGUGCCAACCGAAGUGGAAAGGGGCCGUUCGGCCGUGCUGGGCUGCCGGUUCGAAAUGGAAGGCGACACCCUUUAUUCCGUCAAAUGGUACAAAGGUGGUAAAGAAUUCUUCCGUGUGGUGCCAAAAGAUAAUCCUCCGGCCCAGACAUUUAACGUCGAAGGAGUCCAAGUUAACUUGGCGGCCUCCGAUCAAAACCAAGUGGUCCUGGAUAAUCUGAACCUCAAGAGCGAGGGUCGCUACAAGUGUGAAGUCUCAGCGGAAUCGCCCAAUUUUCAAACCGUUUACGACAUCGCUGAAAUGAGCAUCGUAGUUCCACCGAGAGAUUCGCCGGUGAUUAAUUCGCCGCAAACGGUUUACCGCAUCGGCGAAGAAUUCACAGCCAACUGUUCGUCUUAUCCGUCGAGACCGCCGGCCACCAUCACCUGGACAAUUUCAGAUAAACCGGUAAUGAAAGAGGACCUAAUACAAUAUCCAUCCACACUGACUGAUGGCGGCCUGGAGGCUUCCGUCGUGGGUUUGCACCUCAGACUUCGGGAUGCGCAUUUCGAUCGCAAAGGCAAGAUGAAGCUCACGUGCACGGCUUCGGUCGGAAGGAUGCGCAUCGACGGGCGGACCGAUGUCAACAUCAGCGUCGCCGACCUACCCGUCAAUGGCGACUACCCCAGGCAGAGAUCGUUGACGCUAGACAGCCGGUCGGGCGCUGGAAUGUCACAACAAAUGACAUUUUGGAACUGGAGGUUAUUCUGUCCGGCGAUUCUGCUCGUCGCAACUCUUCUGUGUCAAACGUUUGGUUAAAUUUUGGGAAUUUCUUGGCUACUAUUAUAUAAUGAAAAACCGAGACCUUUUGACAACGUUGAUUUUCACUUGUAUGAGAGAGAGAGCAACACCUUUUCUCCUUCAAUUUAUAGAGUCAUUUUCUCUCUUUCCCGUUUGCGAUUCCCGUUUUUCUUUUUCUUGACGUAUGUUGUAUCCAGUCAUCGAUCGAGUCGCAUCCCUCCAAACGCCCGCGUACGUUCGUUUCGUGUGCAAAAUAAGCCACACCCCAGCAAUUUUGCGUUGCAAAUGUCAUUUGUAUAAUAUUUGACACUUGAUUCCGAUGCGAUGAUAUAUAGGCUUCAUCCAUAUAUAUAUAUUUUACGAGAUAUGUUUCCACUGUAAAACACACACCCGCUCGUCAACUUAUUCACUUCACUCUAUAACGAAAUGAUAUGGAGUGUUGUUUUGUUUUUUUACUUUAAAAAAAAAAUGCGUGUGACUUUUUCUUAUUUUUCUUUUCACGUUUGCAAAAAGAGUGAUUGUUUUUUAAGUUUUUCUUUUUUUGUUUUUUGAAGAGCUGCCCGGUUUUGGUGGUAUAUAAAAAGAAAAUAACCAGGGCCUAGAGUUUUUGAACAAGAAGCCAUAUUAUUUAAAAUAAUAAUAAGAAGAAAAAGAAAAUAAUGUGAACUGUUGCAUUGUCACUUUGUUGGAAUAAGCGCGCCUGCUGUGUUAUUGCUUUUAAAUCUCUUUGUUUGACUAUAUGACACGUAGCUUCUAGAUUAUUACAUCCAAUUAAUAACAUUGUAUAUGAAAAAAAAAACGAGCUAAAGGUACGAUUUUAUCACAGUCAUUUUGUUCAUCAAAGUUCUCUUUUUGAUUAUCUUCAAAUUAAUGUUUGUAUUUACCGCGGAUUGAAAACUCGGUUAUUAUUCAUUCUUUAUUAUACGAGUCUUGUUGAGGAAUUUGUUUUGCGUUGGAGUGCGACUAUACUACUAUAUAUAUUUUAACUUCAAGUCUUACAUCAUGGCGAUAACAGACGCAAGAACGACACCAGUCAUCACAGUCACACGUCAUAUUUCUCUUUCCUCCAAACUAUGGUUAUUAUAAUACUUGAAUUCAAGAGACUCCCCCCUUUUCGGUUUGAGCCUUUCAUUUCCUAUACGCGUGUACCAUCAUCUGAGAUAAGGCUUCCGUAACUUGAUGCUAUAACGGAUUUGUAUUGGAACUCGGCAAACAAAAAAGGAAAAAAAGAGAAAAUCGAACCGAACGAUGCUCUCGCUCCGAUCUUUCCAGCUUUAGCGGAUGUGCCACUAUCUCGUUGUGUCCUUUAUAAAUCGCUAUUGCCAUCAGACAGCGAGGAAAUGCGCCAGCAGAAUACUCUCGCGCGUCCAUAUUUAACUGCCUGCUGAUGCCAUAAUAAUACAAGCCGAAGAAAAGAUCCAGCAGAUUUGGUGCGAGAGAGCGCGCGGUAUAUCCGUUGGCUACAAGUUUGACGCGUUUCUUCAUUUGAACUGUAAUUGUCGCGCGCCCUUAUUGUGACGAGAUCUGAUUCCUUGAUAAAAACACGCGGACGACGGCGGCAGCAUUUCCAGAUGGGGGCCCACAUUCUGUUAUAUUGCGUUUUGGGUGUAUCCAACAUGUGCUGAGUUCAUAUUGUGUUUCCCCUUUCCCCCCACAUGCAUUGUCACUCAAACCAUAUGUAAAAUUUUAUAUAUAUGAAAAGAAAAGAAAAACGGAAUACACCGCUGUAACUUCCUUCAA